AUGGAAAAUUACCAUUGUCCUAUGCAAAACAUUUUUGUUCAUAACCCUUUCUCAUAUAUCAUACCACCUUUUCAAGGAAAUGGAAGUCCGUUCUUCAGUGUUCCUGUGCCCUUAUCAUCUCAACCAAAACGGGGGCCACUUCUUCAAGAUCCAUCUCCGUCCCUCAGCCCACCAGCAGGCAAUGACAUCAUGCAAACGUCAUUAUGUGAAGUGAAUUUGGAUGAUGUCCCAAUGGAACUUGUUACCUCCGAGGAAGAGUCUGGAUCAGAAUAUGCUGAUGCUUUCCUCUCAGCAUACACAGAGGCAAAUGAUUCAGUUGUCCAGAACUGCUCAACAGAAUUAGAUGAAAUUGAACUCAGAAGUCGUGCCCUAAGGAGUAUGCUGCUUCAGAAAAAAACAGCUUCAGUGGGUAGAACUCAACCAAAGACUGAGCUCCCACUGCUUCAUAACUUACCUAAUGUUAUGAGUGUUUUUUCGAAAGUCACGGCAUCAUGUGAUUCAUCAACUUUGAAAAAUAAGCGAAAAUUUAUAAUUACGGUACAUGAUUCAUCAGAUAGUGAUGACUCCCUUAAUCAACCGGUUGGUGCUGUUUUCAAGGGUUCAGCAAUGAAUAAAUGCGCUUCUAAACCUACCAUCACGAAUAUUCCUGACCAAUCUAAGAAAAUUAGUCGUUUUCAUCAAGAGGAAAAAAUGUUGUUACAGAGAAAAAUGGAACUUCUCAGACUAAAACUAACUGUUAAACGCCAACAACAUUUAAUAGAUGAACGACGUAAAAUCGUUCGGAAGUUAUCAACUACGUUGUCAGAACUUCGUAGGCGCAGCAAGCAUACAGCUUUGUUGUACAAAGAAGCUAAUAAAUCCCUUCUCAAGGCCCAACGAACAAAUGCUACAUAUCAGAGAAAACUGGCCUCAGCCCAAAAAUUAUAUUCAGAUGUGCUAAAUUCUGUAAACCGCUCGACUGCAGACAUAAUACAAACAGGCUUUGCUUUGUCAUCUGUGAAUCUACGCAGAGAUCUUAUUAUUUUGUCGCUAGACGUUCUGCAAAGAGCGAAAGUGGUUACGUGGUUUCUUGCCAACUAUCAGUUUGACUCAACUGCAUCAAAAUUUACUAUAAGAAAUAUGAAGCCGGUCUCAGCAGUAAAACCAAAUACUGAAACCUUACAUAAAUUUGACCCGUUUCGCCCAAUCUGCCCAUUUUUUCUUGAUGGUGAAUGUUUGGACAGAACAUGUAUAUAUCAGCAUCCAAAAAAUCCAACUGUUGAAAAAACAAAACCGAAAGACCCCUCAGCUAUAUCCCUGUUUAACACGGAUUUUGUGUCACUGCUUGGUCAGCAAAAUAAAGGAAAAUAUGACGACGUAUAUUGUGAAGUGUGUAAAGAAAAUUUAGCCAUAUCUCCAUCAGAUUCCUCUCAGUUAUCAACAAUACAACGUUGGCAUGCAGCUUAUCUCACAUAUCUACGUUCAGAAUCAAAAAACUCAUACCUCCUUCAUAAAUUCUUGAAUGACAUCAAAGAAUUCCCAUACCCUGCAGAUUUAUGUGCCCACCUGGUAUUUGGGUUUUUGCUAUGUUCUAAUCUUGAUCCAACAGAAGUUAAGCAGAAGCUUUUUGAUUGCCUAAAAUCCUUUGAUUUUCCUUUACAUGCCUGUAGAUUGGCAUUGCGACAUUCUAAUUUAAGUAUACCAAUCCGCAGAUCACUAAUUCAAUUAUCUCUGGAAUAUAUGACUCUUCAAUUCCAACAGGAUGCAAAGGCAAGCAAAGAAUCAAAUUUUGAGUCAUCUUUUGCAUACUUCGUCUAUCAAUGGUGUAUACUUGAACAAGAGGUUGGUUUACAUAACAAAGUAACAACUAUCUUAACGAAUACUCUCAAAUCAUUGCCUAAGGAGAACAAACUAAUUUAUUUUUUGUGGUGGUUACGCUUAUAUCACCAACUAAAUGGUAUUUUACCACAAGAAAAUUUAUUUUCUACUGCCGAUUCACCAUGUUUCUCCAAGCCAGCCCUCCUGUCUAACCAAGAAAUUAUUGAAAUAGCAGUCGCCGAAACUGGUAUUUCGAAAAACUUAUCCCAGUUACUGGAAUCAUUCGAAAAUAUUAAGGAUGAUAUUAGCUUCAAUUGCUUUUUGUAUAUCACUCAUUUAUACAUUCAAACUCUUAAUGCCGAUUCCAAGUUUAAAAUUGCAGCAGAUAUAGCACUGACUGUAGCAUUACAUUCUCCUAACUUUGUGGAUGAUUUGUUUUUCCCAUCUGCAGUGUAUUCUCUGUUUUCCUUAGAUUCAUCUCUUGACUGGUCAACCUUGAUUGGUAAUGUAUCUGACAAAUUACGAGUUAACCUUAAUUUAGCUCAUCGGAUUGAAUUUGGAUUUCUGAUAACAUGUUUAAAUUGGCAUAAAAAAACAUUGAAUUCUAUGGAAUACCAUCUUAUUGAGUGUUUGGGCAACUUAAUCUUUCUUCCGAAAGAUGAUUGCGAAAGUGUUAUUUCAGCGUAUAAAAAUUUGUUGAAUAUAAAGUCCGGUAAUACCAGUCUCGUUAACUUUAAAAUGUGUCCACGAAGUUUCACUUAUUUAUGGCUCAGUUAUUGUCUAUACAUCAUUAUUCAUUGUUUAGAUUAUCGUGAAGUUUUAGAUCACUUAAUUAGUCACUAUAAGUCAUGCAUCGUGAGUUGUGAAAAUGAAGAUCCAAAUCAUGCGUUUAUUCGUCUUUUAGCCCUAAUGAGUAUGUUCUUAGCAAGCCAUGUGAAUCAGUUGGAUAGUUCAACUUAUCCUAAUAUCAUUCAAUCACUGUUCAUUGAUAUGCCUUUCAAGUUUGAUCGCAAGCUACUUCCAGCGUACUUUCUUGAAUUAGUUCAGCACAUUAAAUUAGGACUUCUCCCUCCUGGAAUCCGUCACGACAUAUGUGUACAACUUGUUGAAAUAUAUGGUGCUUCUUUAGUUCCCUCCCUGUGUCGAACUUUAUGUGCUCUAGGUGAUCACUUUUUAGCUCAAAGCCUGUGUGCAAUCGGAUGUUUAGAUAGACCCGAUAAUGAAGACUUCUGGCUUUUGUAUGCUUCUACAACAUUCAAAAGUGUCUCACGUGUGCAGUCAUCUGAACAGUUAUCAACUCUUCUAGAGAUUCUAAUGAAUGCAACUUCUGUGGUAACCUCAAGUUCUCGGCUUUGGAAGUAUUAUGCACUUGCCGUUCGCAUUGCCAAGGCAUUCCAUCAUCAUUAUAAAACUUCCAAUCAAGUUAAUUUAGGAGUUUCAUACACAAAUUUUAUUACUGGAAACAUUUUGGUUUGGUAA
Molecule: messenger RNA, 3276 nt
Organism: Schistosoma turkestanicum
Lineage: Eukaryota; Metazoa; Platyhelminthes; Trematoda; Strigeidida; Schistosomatidae
Source: the annotation of a GenBank genome assembly